Molecule: messenger RNA, 712 nt
Organism: Aphanomyces astaci
Lineage: Eukaryota; Oomycota; Saprolegniomycetes; Saprolegniales; Verrucalvaceae
Exons: 3
Biological process (GO): proteolysis
Molecular function (GO): aspartic-type endopeptidase activity
Source: RefSeq, a predicted model, not a curated record
AUGCAAACUGAUCGCAUCCGCGAACGUCGCAAGAACCCUGCACAGGACGAGAUACUCAAAACUCUCAACCUCCUUCCGUCGGAUGCCCACCUACUUCUGGCCCCGGCAGACAUCGAGGACGAAGCCAAAUGGUAUGCCUGGUUCGCAUACACGCUCAAUAAGUGUGGCGAGGCCAAACGCGCGAAUCGCGACUUCAACAUAUCUGAUGCUGUCGCUCACAUACAAUGGGUCGACCCUAAUCCUUACGACGUGCUAUGUGAGGCCGAAGACGAGUUUGACGACUCGCCUUGCCCUGGACUAUACGCGGUGCCUGAUAACUCACCUUCGCCAACGAUGCCAAAGGCUUCAACACCACUGACACACCCGACCAAUUGUGACGACCUGUUCAACGACUGUGCACCUACGUCUCGCCUUGUCGCGCGCAUCGCUGUGUCUGACACGCGGACACAGACGGCGACGAACCCUUUCGUCAAAGCGUACAUCGACCGAGUACAGGCAACAGUUCUCAUUGACACUGGAGCAACCAGUAGUUUCAUCAGUGCGUCAUUUUGGCGUCGUCUCGGCCAGCCCCCACUCAAACAACCUCGCCUGGGCUUUGUCACUGCAGACAACUCGAAUCUCGACAUUUUGGAUUGCAUCGUCGGCCUCGACUUGCUCCGUUACUUGAGGGCUAUUAUCAACCUCAAGGACAAUACCCUGACACUGUCAGACG